Molecule: messenger RNA, 3835 nt
Organism: Dermacentor andersoni
Lineage: Eukaryota; Metazoa; Arthropoda; Arachnida; Ixodida; Ixodidae
Gene: tgo
Product: Aryl hydrocarbon receptor nuclear translocator homolog tgo
Biological process (GO): regulation of DNA-templated transcription
Cellular component (GO): cytoplasm; nucleus; transcription regulator complex
Molecular function (GO): DNA-binding transcription factor activity; protein dimerization activity
Source: RefSeq, a predicted model, not a curated record
GGCUUCGCAAGUGUGACGCGUUCAUCUCGGAAGCUGCUCCGUGUUUGGUUGCCCGAUCCGUGCGUACUGCAGGGUAGUUGCCUAGCGGACGCUGAUCGGUAGCAAAAACGCACAGUUGCAGUUCGGAGUGAUGAUCUAAACUUCUUUUAAAACCGUGAUGUUGACGCUGCGUGUACAAGCUUUGGCGAGUAAGGUCAUCGAGGGAGCAGGGAUGUUGGUUUGAGUCUUUAAUCGGCUUGAAUGACAGUUUAAAGACACUUCUCUGGAAUACAGAUUAUUUAAGUUCUUGCAAAAAAGAAUGACAUUUUUCUGUGUUUCUGGCGGCAGGUAACGUAAUAGUUCGAGCUUAAUUGCCUGCAAGUAAAGCAGAGGCUCAGUGAAGACUGUACUUGAGCAGUUUGCUGCGUUCGUAAUCCCUGCUUACUAAUCCGGUAAAUGAGAGCUACUACUACCGUCGGUAAUACUGGCGUCCUCGGAAAAUCACAACAUUUAGAACCGCGAUGCUUAGAAGACAGCGCCUUGAAUAUAGUCUAGGUCAGACAACCGAAAUGAAAAGGAUUAAACUGUAAGUGGGGCAGCCAGAAAUGUUCAUAUUUGGUGCUCCUUAUCAGCGAAGACAUUCAUGAUUCAGUGGCUGUUGACAAUUUAUUAUGCGAGGGAUCUCAGCUGUAGCCGAUAGUUGGUACUAACGCGUUCUGUUGCACCAUCCGUCCGCUUCGUCUGACAGUGAACUAUAUUUUUGACUGCCAUGUUAUCGUGGUGACGAUUGGAUGCACCAGUGAUCGGAAGGACCUUGGAAGUAAUGUAUCAUAAUGCUAAAGUGUGACGAGUUGUGGCCGCGAAAACCUAAACAAUACUAGUCACCGCUGUCAGUGCAUGCUCACUUGUCAGCUUGUGAGAUACACGAACUUAUAACCCGGAGCUUGAAACACCCCGGCCACCUACAGAUCAAGUUAAUCUGAUGCCACCACCGAUGAAAACUGGAGGAUAUCACCAGCUGAUCAACCAGCUGAUCUUCAUUGACAGGGUGGCUUCAACUGGCCUGCAAAAAAGUUGCAGACGGCAGCAAGGUGCUCAAGAAACGGAAGGCCAGUUGCUACAAGGACGCUGCCGAUGAGGAGGGCAAGUUUGGCCGCAUGGACGAGGACGCCCUGGAGAAGGAGCGGUACGAGGCAUGGCCUGCUACGGCCGAUGCGCUGGCGGCACCGCGGCCAGGUGAUGGCGGUGAGCUGCUCGAGUCGCUCUCUGCCAAAAAGGAGAACCAUAGUGAGAUUGAGCGGCGGCGGCGCAACAAGAUGACAGCCUACAUCACGGAGCUCUCGGACAUGGUGCCCACGUGCAGUGCGCUGGCGCGCAAGCCCGACAAGCUGACCAUCCUGCGCAUGGCGGUAGCCCACAUGAAAUCCCUCCGUGGAACUGGCAACACAAGCAGCGACGGCACCUACAAGCCUUCCUUCCUCACUGACCAGGAGCUCAAGCACCUCAUAUUGGAGGCAGCUGAUGGCUUCCUCUUUGUGAUCUCCUGUGACACGGGGCGAGUCAUCUAUGUCUCCGACUCGGUCGGCCCCGUGCUCAACCAGUCCCAGUCUGAGUGGUUCAAUGCGUGCCUGUACGACCUGAUCCAUCCAGAGGAUGUCGAGAAGGUACGCGAACAGCUUUCUACCCAGGAGGCCUCCAGCUCGGGGCGCAUCCUUGACCUGAAGACUGGAACUGUCAAGAAGGAAGGUCAUCAGUCGUCGAUGCGGCUAUGUAUGGGUUCCCGGCGGGGGUUCAUCUGCCGCAUGAAGCUGGGGAAUGUGCAGCCUGACGUGCAGGGCCUGCAGAGGCUGCGCCAGCGCAAUGCCUUGGGCCCGUCGCCUGACGGUGCCGCCUACGCUGUCGUCCACUGCACUGGUUACAUUAAAAACUGGCCUCCAUCAGGAGUCCAAGUGGAACCCGGUGAUCAGGAUGGGGGCAGCCAUUGUUGCCUGGUGGCCAUUGGUAGACUGCAGGUGACCAGUGCUCCGAAUCCCAGUGAUCUCGUGGGGUCAAACUCAAAUGCAGAGUUCAUCUCUCGUCAUUCUUUGGAUGGAAAGUUCACUUUUGUCGACCCCAGGGUGACAGCGGUGCUGGGAUAUCAGCCACAGGAGCUGCUGGGCAAGCCAUGCUUCGACUUCUUCCAUCCCGAGGAUCAGGGCCACAUGAAGGAGAACUUUGAGCAGGUGCUCAAGAUGAAAGGCCAAGUGAUGUCGGUCAUGUACCGGCUGCGUGCAAAAAAUCGCGAGUGGAUCUGGCUGCGGACCUCUUCCUUUGCUUUUCUCAACCCUUACACAAACGAUGUCGAGUAUGUUGUCUGCACUAACACUUCGGCCAAGACGUUGUCGGCUGGCGCUGCUGGCACUGACGAUGCACCUGCAGACAUUCCGCUAGGCUAUGGUGGCCAUGCCAAGGAGGGUUUGGACUACUCGCUGCCUCGUGCUGACGCCUACCGCUCAGCAGACAGGCGUCCAGCAGCUCCCCUGGCAUAUGGCUAUGAGCCAUAUGCAGGAGGGCCACGCCUGGCCAAAGGAUCACCUCCUGCCCAGGCUUGGAGUGCUCCUCCACCGCCCAGGGUGCCUCCUCCACAGGAACAAUAUGGAUCCAGUGGAUAUGGUGGUGGCGGCAGUGGCAGCCAACUCAGUCCAUCACGGAGCCCAUCAGGCCCCACAUACACGCAGCUUGCACCAGGUGGUGCAGCACGCCCAGGUCUCUGGGGCCAGUGGCAACCGGGUGAAGCCCCCCCACCUGGAGCAGGAGGAGCCCCACCGCCGCCCCCUGCACAGCAACAAGAACUCUCUGACAUGCUCCAGAUGCUGGACCAAUCGGGCACGGCAUCGUUUGAAGAGCUCUCCAUGUUCAACUCAUUUCCCGAGUGACUGCACACACAUCGUGGUGGGGGGGGGGCCCUCUUUUGUAACUGCAGCAACAGCGCCGUGGUGCAAGGGUUUUGGUAGCAUGCCUCAUCGUGGACCAGCAAUGUACUUGACCCGCGUGAAGAAAAAAAAAAGAAAAAAAAAGAAAACCCAGGUCACAGAAAUACACUGCACUGUACUGCACCCAAGACCGCUCUCUGCCAUCCUGCUUUCGCCCUUUUGUGGCGCACCUGCCACCGCAUCACUGAGCUGGUAGGAAACAUCACCCCAAACGAAGAAAGCUGGCUUUAUAUUUCAUGAAGCCGAAGAAACCAUUUUUCAACAUAUUGAAGGUGAAGAUUAAAUCAUUGGUGCCUACUUGAUUAUAGAGUAUAAGCUGGAACAAACAUUUUAGUUUGACUCAGAUUUCUCAUUUCUUUUUUUCUUGAAGGGCAAGUUUCAUGAGCUUGCAAUAGAUGUAUGCAUUGUACAUUCCUCAUAUUUUUACAGGACAUGCAAUUCAUUUCAAAGUACUUCUUGCGCACAUUCCUUCAACUUCUGCAAGUUUUAACAUUAUAAGCUGGAAAGCAAUUGUUGGUCACAGAAAAUUGAAGCUUGUCUGCUUUGUAUGUUUUGUUGUAGGUGGCAUGCUGCAGUUUUGGGAUCGGUAGUAAGACAGCUUUAGGUGGUAGUUCUUACGACGAAGCUAUCAUGGCAUCUUGAUUAUGGCACAUCAAAGGGUCAAUGGCCCCAUAAGCUUUCUUUUUAUGUACAGGGCUCCAAGAUGCUCUAAAUGUGCUUUGUAGUUCGUGACAUUGUACCUAAUUUUGUUUAUCUUCCUCUGUAAAGCCUUCCUUCUGUGUGCUUUUCAUAAAUCUAGGUUGAGAUAAAGGUGUCUUCGAAAUCUAAUCACACCAUGCCAUGUACUCUUUUUGCCCUGCAGUAAAACAUUUCUUUCAAGGGUA